AAAUCUCUUCCUUCACCUACCAGCAUCUUUGUGGGCUCUUCUUCACUACGGGGAUAAAGAAAUCAUCUAGAAGGCUUCAUAAUGUCCAAUGCUUCAGACUCUGAGCUGCCUCCAGAAGAAACCACAGAGCAGACAGAGACAAUACCUAUUGCGGACUUGGAACCAUCUCCUGACCUUCCUCCCUCUCCUCCUUCUCCUCUUCCUCCUCCUCCAGAGCAUGAAUGGAGCCCAGUUUCUGAGCCUACCAGGAUAAAUGGAAUUAUUCCUGUGACCGUGGGAAUCUUCAGCCUGCUGCUCUUGAUGUUGUGUGGGUUCUUUGGAUAUCAGUACUUUCACACUGUUGAGGCAUCAGCAACCAAGAUGAAGAUCUUGAACGAAUGGAUUGAGUCUUUACGAAACAAAACUGAAAAUUUUCUAAAGAUCCAAAAAGUUCUUGACCGAAACAAAGAAACCCUAGAGUGGCUCCGGAGCCAGAAGGAUUAUCUCAUUGAGGCUUUACACAAACUAAAGGAAAAACAAGGAGUCGAGUGUGGACCUCUUCUGAAGCACUGGGUUCAGUACAAAGAUCACUGCUACCAUCAAACCAUGGAAAUGGUUUCUUGGUUAAACUGUUCUGAUCUGUGUGUCUCUUUGAAUGCUACAUUUUUUAAGACAGAAGGGAGUAGAUUGGAGAAUAUCAUGAAAUUAAUUACAGUAAAUCAUAUUUGGCUUGGCCUGUCUUACAAGGAGGAGGACAAUAAAUGGAAGUGGGAGGAUGGCUCCUCUCCUUCUCCUGAGCUGGGUUUGCCAGAACCAAGUCUGGAUUUCCAGGGAAAAUGUGUGUAUGUAAAUUCACACACUGUUGGUACUGAUAACUGCACUAAAUCCUCUUCAUGCUUGUGUGAGAAGAGUGUCCUCUAAAAAUCAGAAGAAGAAAGUUAAGAGAAAAGUUAUGAAGCUCACACCUCAAUAAUAUUACAGACUCAAGAUCUGCCGGUCUUUAUUUUAUUGUUUUUUCAUGUUAUUUGUAACUUUUUUUUCAUGGCAGAAAAUGAUAAAUGACUUUGUAAUAGAAGGCAAGAUCUUAAAUUGUAGCAGAAAUCUCCAAGUAAUACAGAAAGUUUAGAAAUACAGAACCUGUUUGAUUUUGUGAGA
Lutra lutra (Eurasian river otter) is the source of this 1134-nucleotide messenger RNA. Its product is annotated as NKG2-D type II integral membrane protein-like. The transcript has 8 exons. The coding region runs from base 82 to 900 and encodes 272 amino acids. NCBI's taxonomy places the organism in Eukaryota, Metazoa, Chordata, Mammalia, Carnivora, Mustelidae. The record is from RefSeq and is a predicted model, not a curated record.